AUGAAAUACAAAAAAUCAAAACCUAAUUAAGCAGAUAUAUGGAACUCUUAAAAUAGUGCUAAAUAGAUAUAAAAUAGGCGCGAUGGAGACUCAUUUAUUUGUUCAAACUAAAAAUGCAAAAAGAAUAUACUUAUUAAUAAACCGUUGAAUAGACCUUAAAAGUCAAAUACUUCUACGAACAACAUCUUUUCAGAUAUAUAUGAUUUUAUCGCAACUAGAAAAUGUCCUAAAUGUGAUUCAACAUUAGACAAAGGAGACUAACCGCAUUUGGAGUGUAGAUAGUGUAAAUCUAUAUCUUGUUUGAACAGCAACAAAUUUGGAUAUGCCUAUUACUUUUUAAUUCUUUACAAUUUCAUCAUUUCAUUAUACUUGUUAGAUAUACCUACAUAUUUAGAUGAAUUAUAUUAUAUUCUUCAAGGUAGCGAGGAGGAAACCUUAAAAUCGAUUGCCAUAAUGGUGAUUAUUGUAUUUAUUAUUGUGAUUGGUUUAUAUGCCUAACCAGAAGAUCCGUAAUUAUAGAAACUUGUAAUUAAAUGUAUAUUAGGGGCAAUAAUAUUUGUAAUAGUAAUGGGGGUAUAUCUAUUAAGUUCAUAUAUUUUCCGUUUACCCAAAGGAUCUGAUGCUGUUGCUUGGGGAAUUAUGGAGACAUUAGUAAAAUCUGUUUUUAAUGAUGAAUGAGGUAAAUAUUAUUAAGCAGG
This is a messenger RNA of Paramecium octaurelia, 698 nucleotides long. Lineage: Eukaryota; Ciliophora; Oligohymenophorea; Peniculida; Parameciidae. The record is from the annotation of a GenBank genome assembly.